Molecule: messenger RNA, 1031 nt
Organism: Tarenaya hassleriana
Lineage: Eukaryota; Viridiplantae; Streptophyta; Magnoliopsida; Brassicales; Cleomaceae
Product: ras-related protein RABA2d
Exons: 3
Coding region: 233-889 (218 amino acids)
Cellular component (GO): endosome
Molecular function (GO): GTP binding; GTPase activity
Source: RefSeq, a predicted model, not a curated record
UUUUUCUCAAAAUUUAAAAAGAAAAGGUUUCUAAUGAGAACCUGAAAAUUUCAACUGUUCCGUCAGAUUCCUCCCGUUGGCUGGAAAAAAAAAAUCUGUUUAGAUUUCUAAAACGAAACGAAAACCCUUCGAGAAUAAGUUUCGCCCUUUGCAGAUCUGAAGGGGGGGAGAUUGGCUUCUCGAUCGAUCCGCCAUUUUUUCCAGCGAAAAGGGUUGAUAUUGGAGAGGGAAAAUGGCGCAUAGGGUAGAUCAAGACUACGAUUAUUUGUUCAAAAUCGUGUUGAUCGGUGAUUCUGGCGUUGGGAAAUCCAACAUCUUGUCGAGAUUCACCAGAAAUGAGUUCUGCCUGGAAUCCAAGUCCACCAUUGGCGUCGAAUUCGCCACCAGGACUCUUCAGGUAGAAGGAAAGACGAUAAAGGCACAGAUAUGGGACACGGCAGGGCAAGAGAGGUACCGGGCCAUCACGAGUGCUUACUACAGAGGAGCAGUGGGCGCACUUCUUGUCUACGACAUCACCAAGAGACAGACCUUCGACAAUGUCCUGAGAUGGCUGCGUGAACUGAGAGACCACGCGGAUUCAAACAUCGUGAUAAUGAUGGCUGGGAACAAAUCGGAUCUAAACCACUUGAGAUCGGUUGGGGAGGAAGACGGGCAGGGUUUGGCUGAGAAGGAAGGUCUGUCCUUCCUCGAGACAUCGGCGUUGGAGGCAACGAAUGUGGAGAAGGCGUUCCAGACGAUCUUAACGGAGAUUUACCAUAUCGUGAGCAAGAAGGCGCUGGCUGCACAGGAGGCGGCGGCUGCUAAUUCAGCCAUUCCUGGUCAGGGAACCACCAUUAACAUUGAUGAUGCAGCUGGUGCUGGGAGAAGGGGAUGUUGUUCUUCUUCUUAAAAGGUAAACACCCCCCCUUGCUUAUCCUCUUCAAAGCUUCAAACUUUUUUUUUUUGCUCUCUCUCUCUCUCUCUUCAAGUUUUGGCUGAAGCGCAAUGUAGAAUUACUACUUCAUAGUUUAUAUUAUUUACUAUUUUAUGUC